CCGCAGUGCACUUGCAGCUGAGCAGCACUCCGGACAGGACGGUCUCCUCCUCCUCCUCUUCCUCUUCUUCUUCUUCCUCCUCCUCCUCCUCUCUGUGAGCUGCUGUGUGGUGGUGCUGCUGAAGCUGCACCGACAGUCGCAUCUGACUCCAGUCCAGAGGGUCCCGGCCGGGCUGCGACGCGUGAUGGUGCGGACUCAUUGAUAAAAAAAACCAAAAAACCAAACCAAAAAAAAACCAAAAAACAUCGCUGGGAUUAAAAUGAGCACUCCUGCUGAGCGGCUCUCCUCCACCUCCUCCAUCUCCUCCACCUCCUCCUCCACAUAGCGCUGCCUUCUCCGCACAACAUUUGUUUUAUGCGACUCCAGCAGGCGACGCAGGAUGACUACUACCUUAUCUCUGGUGAUGGUGUGCGCUCUGGUGGCCUUAGCGUUGGCGUCGAAGACGGAGCGGGCCGUGGAGCUCCCCUGUGAGACCGGCCAGUUCACCUCCAGCGGGGAGUGCUGCCAGGAGUGUCCACCCGGAGAGGGAGUGGUGAAGAAAUGCGGCGCCACGCAGACCGUCUGUGCCCAGUGUUUGGACAGUGAGACCUUCUCAGAGAGCUACAGUCUGACGGAGCAGUGUCAGCCCUGCACCGAGUGCACCGGCCUCAUGCGGAUGGAAACGCCCUGCACCGACUCCAACAACGCCAUCUGCAUCUGCAACUACAACUAUUACUUCGACGCCGUAUCAGGCCAGUGUGCGCCGUGUACGGUGUGCCCGGCAGGUCAGGGCGUGUACGCGCACUGCGAACACAGUCACGACACGGUGUGUGAGGAGUGCGAGGACGAUACCUUCUCUGACCGGGAGAGCUCCCUCGACCCCUGCCUGCCCUGCACCAUGUGUGAAGAGGACACCGAGACGCUGGUGGCUGAGUGCACGCCGACCAGCGACUCUGUCUGUCACAAUCCUCUCCUCCCAACAUAUUUCACUCCCAUGUUUGAUAUGACUCCACCCUCCUUCACCAACUACUUCCUCCCUGAGGGCUCAGAGAGCCCGUUGCCAGGAGAGACGACAACGUCCAGCGCCGGCUCUCCUCGCUUCCUCGGUCACGGCCUCAAUGAAAACCUCAUUCCCAUCUACUGCUCCAUCCUGGCUGCUGUGGUGGUGGGCCUGGUGGCCUACAUUGUUUUUAAAAGGUGGAAUAGCUGCAAGCAGAACAAGCAGGCAGCUAAUAACCGUGCAGCUACAAACAACCAGAUGGUGACGCCGGAGGGAGAGAAGCUGCACAGCGACAGCGGCAUCUCGGUGGACAGUCAGAGUCUGCAGGAGCAGCAGCAGCAGCAGCAGCAGCAGCAGCAGCAGGCCCAGGCUGAAGUCCAGGCUCAGCCCUCACACUCACAGGAACAAAUAGUAGUGAGGGUCGAUGGCGGCCCCCAGCCCGACACGCCUCCCCCCGAAGUCUGAGGAAGAGGAGGACGAAGAGGAGGCGUCAGAGCUGAAGACAGGGAGAAAGAGAGCGGAGACUUGGAAAUGGUGGACCAAAAAUAAAGAGAAAGCGCUGGGGGGAGGGAGAGGGUGGUGGGGGAGGCCUACAUGGGAAUGUAAAACUGACUCUGAUUCAUUUGUGAAGUGGCCACAGAGCAAAAGACUUGACUUGUGCGGACCUCUCAGCACCUUUGGGCCACAGUUCCGACUCUUCAUCCCUGCACAUGGAGUCCAACUCUAUCUAUCCGUGUGCCUGGACACGACCUCUACGGCAAUAUCAACCACUAUCCUGUACCGAUGUCACUGCAGAUACAUAAUCACAGAUAUAUGCCAGUGCAUCUCGUAUUAACAGACUAUUCCAGUAUUUAACAUUGACAUAAUUCUCACUAACUGCCAGCUUAGUAUCCUCUGCCCCCCUUUUUUUGCCCCAAGCUUUUCCAUUUUCUCCUCCUGUUCCACCAUCACUAGCCACGAAACGUUGUGUGCCUGAGAGGUAAAUAGGCAGAGAGGCUCUCCAUUAUCUCCUCGUGCAUUGAAGGGACCUUUCCUCCUCUCACAUCUUUCCUCCAUGGCGUUCCCACUCUCAGAUAAUCCUCCGUGUCUCUCUCUCUCUCUCUCUCCGUAGGAUUCACUCUAUUAGACCCCCGUCGUCGUCAGUGAUACAAAAAGCAGCGGGGGAGCCGUGAGUCACUCCCAACUCCCAUCUGAAGUUUUCUUGUUCUUUUAUCAUUAACCGGAGACGCAUUUCAUGGCAUGUUGUCUUGUUGGAUGUUUGCGCCAUUGUUUGGAAAAUUGGGCUGCACCGACUGACUCAUAUUUGGAAAGAAAGGUCAAUUGCCGGCACUCUCUCUAUCUACCCCCCCGUUCCGGCUCCCUCCAGGGGAUUGCGUUUCAGUAAUUUCAUGCUUAUAAAGCAACACACCCUGAAUGUUUGUCUACUGUUUGUCGUGCAUUACUUUCAUUUCUGAGGCUUGCGUUACACGGCUGAUUCAGCAGGGUGGCUCCACGGUCCUCGAGAUGCACAACGUGAGGGAAACAUCUCCGGACCGUGAGCUCUGCUGACUCACUGCGGGGGGUGGGGGGACCAAGAAACCAGAAGCUGUGACAUCUCGAGUGACCCACUGUACAGGGCUUCUCAUUAAAACGGAUGCUGAAAUGAAUUUUUUGGCACUGAACAAAUGCGUGUAAAAGGAAUCCCAUCUGUCAUUUCUUCACACUUAACCGGGUGGAAAAUUGGGACACCCCUCGGAGGCGAGCUAUCCUCGACUUGCUCCCUCACCACCCCCCCACAUUCCCAUCUCACAGUCUUACAUGUAGCUGCGUCUGCCUGAUCGGGUCUGAUAAACAGGGUUGAGGCGCUAAUGCAUCCGCAGCGGCGGCGCUCACGCCAACACGAGGCCCAUUAGAGAGACGUCCUGACUGGCAGGUAGUAAUUACCUCAGGGUUUCAGCUUCAUUUACCCUCUGCUCCGCUCGGCUCAGCCACCUCUCAUCAGGAUUAACGCUGCGGACAAAGGAGGGGCGACACGGCUCUCUCUGAGGCCUCAACGUGACAUUACAGACCCCGCAUCCAAGCCCGAGGUCCGCUGACAUUUACUAUAUCACCACGGUGAUAUGAAAGCACUUAGUGGAAAAAAGCCUGGGUGGCACCUUUUAAAAAAAAACACUUGACGUUGGCCCCCCCGCUGCUUUAAGAGUAAGAGCGGUCGACAUAGAUAUAGAGUAAAAGAUGUAUACCGGAACUGAGCUUGUCUGCACUGCUUUAGUUUUCCUUCCUACAGGGGCACGCACUUUCUCAGGGUCCCUCUUGUUGUGGUCUGACUAAAAAAGUUACCAAGAGAUCUGUAGUGGAUUUCUGUGAACAGUCUGUAGUUGUAUGAUAGAGUAGACAGGUGCAUGUUCAAGAAAAGAAAAAAAGUAGAAGGAUACGGGUUGAUGUGCAUACUAGCUCGCUAAAAUGUGAAUAAGACAGUGAUGGAUUUUGGGAUAUACAGUAGUUUGACAUUUUCGGAAAUACGCUCAUCACUUUCCUGCAGAGACAAAGAUGAGAAGAUGGAUACCACUCUCAUGUCUAUGCGGUAGAUAAAGAGCUACCACCAGCAGCUUGUUAGCUUAGCUUAGCUUAAAGACUGAUUAGGAGAAUGGGGGAAACAGCUAGCCUGGCUCUGUCCUAUCUGCACCGUAAAAGCCAUGAUUUAAAGGUGUUAUUGGUGUUAACGAUCAAACCUCUCAAGUGGUUGCCAGUUUGUCGCACUUCCACUAGCUAGCUUGCAGUAGCCAACAUUAGCGUUGCUAACGGUAACUUACAUAAAUGCUGCUCAAGAUGGCUAGCACUAAUGUUGCCAAUGGUAGCUAGCAUUAAUGUUGCUAAUGGCAGCUAUCUAAUGUUAAAGUUAGUCAUGCUAGCUAACGUCAGUGUGGCUUAGCUGAUGUUUGGGUAGAAUACUUGUCCUGGGCACAUACUGUAGUCGAACCAUUUUAUGUUUUUUCAUCCACAAACUGGCAACUACCAAGACUCCUUGUCAGGAGAGAGUUGACAAAACAAUCAUUUUUAAUUUACAAUCAUAAAAAUGCUUUUAAGGAAAAGAGAGUAUUCUACGUCCUGCUACAAGCUCUGUAGAUGUAUUUUAAGAAACGGUUCGUCUGCAUCAAUGUGACCUUAGACAUACUUCGUGAUACGUAUGAUCUAAGUGUAAAACACGACAUGUUAUGGCUUUUACAGGUUGGACUCUCAACACCAGACAAGUGGUGUCAAUCUUCUCAUGCAACUCUUGGAGAGAAAGCAAGGACCUGAUACAUUAAAUGAUUAACAAGACGUGUUAACUUGUCGGCAGAGUUGGUUUGAGUGUGAGUUUAGUGAGCAGCAGAUUGAUAAGAAUUGAUAGAAACUGAGUCGUUUUAUACUGUGUGAUGCUGCGUGGAUCGGUCACACGGUCGCAAACAUCUCAAGACAAUUAAACUUCCUGCUCUCCUCACGCUUGAUUCAUAUUGUAUCAAUAGAGACAAAAACAAAAAAAAAGCGUGAUGUGGACAUGUGACCACACACACACACACACACACACACACACACACUGAGCGACAGUGUAUGAUUCACUCCUCUAUAUAGAGAGCCGGCAUGAAUCAUCCAGAUCCUGGCUGUGGCAGACACAUUAAAGCGGACGCUGCUACAGUAUGAGUGACCAGAGUGUUGAUUGUACUAUUAAAAAAAAGAAAAACUCCCUCGACACUCUCUCUCCUCCCCCGAGGCCCAAUCAGCCCUCCAGCAGCGCGCUCAUCUACCCUGAACCGACUUAUUCUCUUCCUCUCACAGUGUGAGCGGUGACACACACACACACACACACACACACACAACGUAAGAAUGUACAACCCGAAUACAAACAGAAAUAUGCAAGACACAUUCAAGGAUAAGGAUUACAUUCGCCUGCAUUCUGUUGCUGUAAACUGUUUUUUUUUUUGUCUUUCCCUGUUGGUUUGUAUUACGAAUGGUGUUACACUUUUGGAAGCAGUAUUUUUUCUAACUGAUAUGUUAUUUUGUAGCACUUAUUAGAUACGAAUGCACUCAAAGAGUGUACCACAGUUCAAGUGCCUGUGUACAGUGUCAGGUGUCUUUGAGUUCAGAAGUUUGACUCUAUUUUUUUGCUGUUUUUUUUCCACUUAUGUUAUGAUUUUCUUGUGCAUUUCUUUGAUAUGUUGAGUGCAAAUGAAGGUUUUUAGUAACCAGACGUCAGAGCUGUAGAUGAACUCGGAGACUCAAGCAAACUGUAUAAACCUGGCGCCGAUAUAGAGAGACUGGCAGUACCAAUAGGUUGCCAGUAGUGAUCACAUCCUGUACGCUAACAUGCUAUAAAUACGGGCAACUAAUAAGGUCAUGUAGCAUUACGGACACACACGUCACCCAAGACUUCUACUCCAAAAGACUCACAUAUGCUAUAAGACAACAGAGAUCAGCUCUACUGUGCAGAGGUUUUGCAUGUACAGCAAGUUUCAUCGUGUACCUCCAUUUCAGAGGACGACGGGACACGUAAUGCGCCAUCACGUGGAAUCAGUGGGUCUGCGAUGUCAUUACAAAUGUGACACAAACAGAUCAGGACCUGCUCCCCGGGGGGAAAAAAUGCUGAAUGUCACCUGUACUUACCUACUAAUGUAAAAUGCAUUGUGUAAAUGUGAAUUUCUUAGAGUUGAUACAAGAUACAAAAAAUUACACAAAAAAAGGAAAAAAAAAAUGUGUGCAAACGAAAUGAGCAUCUAUAACACAAUAAACA
This is a messenger RNA of Acanthopagrus latus (yellowfin seabream), 5726 nucleotides long. It is a transcript of the gene ngfra, whose product is annotated as nerve growth factor receptor a (TNFR superfamily, member 16). The transcript is spliced from 6 exons. Lineage: Eukaryota; Metazoa; Chordata; Actinopteri; Spariformes; Sparidae. The coding region runs from base 380 to 1444 and encodes 354 amino acids. Gene Ontology annotation, molecular function: death receptor activity; nerve growth factor binding; coreceptor activity. Gene Ontology annotation, biological process: Rho protein signal transduction. Gene Ontology annotation, cellular component: plasma membrane; cell surface. The record is from RefSeq and is a predicted model, not a curated record.